CUAAACUAGCAAGAUAAAUGCUAGUAAAAUGUUAAAAAAUUAUAUAUAUAAAACUUUAGCAAUUUAUCUAUUUUCUAUUAAAUAAUAAGAUUUAAUGAUUUCAUUUCAUACAAAUAUUUCAUAAUUUUCACUUUGUCUUAAUCAUUAUUAUUAUUUAUUUAAAAUAGGAAAAAAUAUUUAUAUAUAUUCAGUUUUGUUAAAAUAUAAAAAAUUAAUUUUUAAAAUGGUUACAUUACAAGAUAUUAGUAUACAACUUAUGAAACCAGCCAAAGAUCUUGCUGAUUGGAAAUUUCCAUUAUCUCAGAUCUUGGAGGAAUACUAUGCUUUAUUAGAAGAACCAUGUAACAUUAACUUUGGGGAAGCAGCACUUGUUCUUCAAAAUUCAACUAAUGUAUAUGUACGAAGAAUUGAACGUUUACUUAAUGAGACAGAAGUUUUAAAACAAACAUUUUUUAAUUAUGAAAAAGAAGAAAUAAAAAAAUCUAUGUGUAAAGAGAAAAAAAUUUUAAAAAAAGCCUACAUUGAUUUUAAAAAUUUUGUAAUUAUUGAUUUAGAGAAAGAUAUUGGAAAACAUAUUAACAAAAAACAUCAUUUUCAAGAAAAAAAAAUUAAAUUAUUAAGUCAUCGGUUUACACAAUUAGAAAAUGGUGUGACUCAAUUGUGUAUUCCUAUUCAAGUAUAUGAUGUUCUAGGAGAAAUUAUUGGAAAAAAAUAUGAUUUUCGGUGUAAUCAAUCUAUAAAUACAAAUGGAAUGUUAAUAGAUGAAUUAACACCAUAUGAUUUUACUUGUAUACUUGAUUCUUAUGAAGAAAAAAAUUCAUUGUCAUCAUAUUCAGAACCAAAAACUUCUGAUAUUAGAACUUCAGAAUAUCAUACAACAAAUACUUCGUUAAAUGAUAAUGAAUCUAUUCAUGAAUUUGAAGAUGAAGAAAAUUCUUCAUUAAUAGAAAAUGAUUUAUCAAUAAAUGAAUUACAAGUAAGCAAAGAAAAUGUGAUAAAUAAUAAUUGUGAAAGUUCAUUUGCUAAUUUAAAACAAGCUAUUACUAAAAAAAAUGAAUCAAAGAAACGAGAUACUGAACAAACUAUAAUACAAAAUCAUAGUGAUGAAAAGAGUUCAAUUCAGAAUUUCAAAGAAAUGAAUCAAAUUAAAAAACAAUCCCAAACUGAAGAUUCUGUACAAGUGAAUCAAAUAAAAAAGGAUAAUCAAAAUGUUAAACAUAUACAACUUGAAACUAAUGAUCAAAUAAAACAUAAUAAAGAAUAAAUAUUUUUAAAGAGAAUGAAAUUUUUGAAUCAAAUAAUUUGGAUAAUGUAAGAUGGAAGGAAGAAUUAUCUAAUACAUGGAAAAGAGGG
Messenger RNA from Apis florea (little honeybee), 1353 nucleotides. RefSeq lists its product as uncharacterized. NCBI's taxonomy places the organism in Eukaryota, Metazoa, Arthropoda, Insecta, Hymenoptera, Apidae. Gene Ontology annotation, biological process: mitotic sister chromatid separation; meiotic chromosome condensation. Gene Ontology annotation, cellular component: nucleus; condensin complex. The record is from RefSeq and is a predicted model, not a curated record. Gene Ontology annotation, molecular function: chromatin binding.